Cuscuta epithymum is the source of this 2562-nucleotide messenger RNA. Lineage: Eukaryota; Viridiplantae; Streptophyta; Magnoliopsida; Solanales; Convolvulaceae. The record is from the annotation of a GenBank genome assembly.
CUGUGAGUGCGUGACUAGUGACCAAGGACAUACUUGUCCAGCUAAGACCCAAAAAAGAAAAAAGAAGUGCGCAGAGCCGAGGCGAUCCAGGUUUUUCUCUUUUUCUCCGCUCCAUCUUCAGUCUUAGCUGCUUCAACUUCCAACUUCCUCAAAUUUUCGCAGACAGAAAUUGUGUGUCUUGUUUCGAUCAUUCAGAUAUGAAACGCAUUUGGUAGUUUCUUAACCCCAAAUGAAUAUGAGAUAGUGGGAUUCCAAAUCUGAAACAGAUCUUUAAUUAGACCCAUUUUCGACCCGUUUUUCUGAAUAAUUCUUAUUUAUCAGUUUGUUCUUCUCCUAUUACUGCAUCAAAAUGUUUGUAUUUUAAUUUUCUUUCGUUUCUCCGAUAUUGCUGUGUUGUAGGCCUUAUUCAUAUUUCAAUUCUGUUGAUUUAUUGAUUUGGGUCCUAGAUUGUGGUUUCUGGGGGUGAAAGGAAUGAUGGGUCGGUCUUCGGGUUGGGCUCCAAGAAAUGCGGGUUUUAGGGCGGAGAGUUUAGGUCAGGAUGCACUGUCUAUGAUGAGGAACCUGGGUUUCACUGUAUUUGUAUUUGGGGUGUUGAUUUUCACUAUAAUUGCGGCUACUUAUCAACCUGAAGACCCACUGUUUCAUCCUUCUACUAAGAUGACUAACUUUCUCACAUCAAAAUCAAAUGCCACAUUCAAAUCUGAUGACACCGUGGUCAAGACCGGGGAAGACUUCAUCGGUCCCAACCAGACUGCAUUUUCCAGUUUUAUUAACCUUACUGAUGUUGAUAUCGCAAUGCCCGUUACCGAGACUGGAAAUGAUCUCGAGUGCCAAGGGAAAACUGAUGAACCGAUUAACUGUCGGGACCCAGACGUGUUCCAUUUAUUGAUGAAAGCCACUAUUGAGAAAUUCAAGGAUGUACACUUUUACAAGUUCGGGAAGCCUGUCCCUGGCUCGGACCGAAGCUCCUGCCACAUGGCAUGGAGGUUUAGGCCCAAGGAGGGAAAGACCGCUGCGUUUUAUAAAGACUACAGGAAUUUCGUGAUCUCCAGGUCAGAGAAUUGCACACUUAGUGUGGUCGGGAUUGGGGAAUACCAUUCUGGAGGGAAUGCCAGGAAGAGAAAAAGAAAUCACAAGGUGGGAGUGCCGGAUAAAACAGGGAAGUCGGAUGAAGGGUUUGAGAAGGCGCCGAGUGAGACGGUGGGCCAGGGAGCUGCCAUUGCUCUUCCCGUAGUGGGGGAAGCCGUGAACGACUCCCUCCCGAUUGUGGAAUCAGAGAGCUCAUUUGGCCGGGGAAAGUAUUUGGUUUAUUCCGGCAGCGGUGAUAGGUGCAAGAGCAUGAACCAUUAUCUGUGGAGCUUCAUGUGUGCACUGGGUGAAGCCCAGUUUUUGAAUCGGACCUUCGUAAUGGACCUAAGCAUAUGUUUAAACAAGAUGUAUACCUCGUCUGGACAAGAUGAGGAAGGUAAAGAUUUCAGAUUUUAUUUUGACUUCGAGCAUUUAAAGGAUUCAGCUUCCGUCCUUGACCAGACUCAGUUUUGGGAAGACUGGAACAAGUGGCACCAGAAAGACCGGCUGACUCUCCACCUAGUCGAGGACUUUAGGGUUACCCCGAUGAAGUUAUCCAGUGUAAAAGAUAGUUUAAUCGUGAGGAAAUUCGGAAACGUGGAACCAGAUAAUUACUGGUAUAGGGUGUGUGAGGGUGAGACGGAGUCGAUUGUUCAACGCCCAUGGCACUUGAUUUGGAAGUCAAGGAGGUUAAUGGACAUAGUUUCUGCAAUCGCGUCGAGGUUGAAUUGGGACUAUGAUUCUGUCCAUGUCGUGAGAGGCGAAAAGGCCCGAAACAAGGAAUUGUGGCCUAAUCUUGGACGGGACACCUUGCCGGAGGCCAUCAUGUCAUCAUUGAAGGACAAGAUUGAAGAAGGGAGGAACCUAUAUGUGGCGACCGAUGAGAGCGACGUGUCAUUUUUCAACCCUCUGAAGGACAAGUACUCGACCCAUUUUCUAGACGAGUACAAAGACCUUUGGGAUGAGAACAGUGAGUGGUGGUCGGAGACGGCGAAGCUUAACAGUGGGAAUCCCGUGGAGUUUGACGGGUACAUGAGAGUGUCUGUCGAUACGGAGGUUUUCAUGAGGGGUAAGAAACAGGUGGAGACGUUUAACGAUCUGACUAAGGAUUGCAAGGAUGGGAUUAACACGUGCUGAUUUCCAUGUUUAGGGAAAAUUUUGCUUUCUGUUUGGCAGUACAAAAGCGCAUCUGGAGCCGCUUUCUUCCUUCUCAAUCAGGGGAAGAAAAAUAAGAAGGAAAAGUUUAGAGUAUUUCCUUUUUCGCAUUGUGCUGUUUGUAGUUUGUACGACUUAUAAUUUCCCUUAGGUGAUUAGCACAUAAUUUGUCGACUUUUUUGUUUAUAUCUCAUCAUUAUCGUUUUGUUUGAGACAUAAACUUGGUCUUCCAUUUUUAUUUUGUUGACGGGUUGUAAGUUUGUAACACUUCUCACGAGUUUUUUAAUGUUUAAAAAGCAUUUCAUAAUAAUAAUGACAAAUUUGGGGAAGUUUUUUCUU